Molecule: messenger RNA, 793 nt
Organism: Trichomycterus rosablanca
Lineage: Eukaryota; Metazoa; Chordata; Actinopteri; Siluriformes; Trichomycteridae
Gene: snrpc
Product: small nuclear ribonucleoprotein polypeptide C
Exons: 6
Coding region: 51-530 (159 amino acids)
Biological process (GO): mRNA splicing, via spliceosome; spliceosomal snRNP assembly; mRNA 5'-splice site recognition
Cellular component (GO): U1 snRNP; nucleus
Molecular function (GO): pre-mRNA 5'-splice site binding; zinc ion binding
Source: RefSeq, a predicted model, not a curated record
UUUCAGUACUGAAUUUCCGUUGGCGCUUCACGCCGUGUUCACUGGUGAAGAUGCCGAAGUUUUACUGUGACUACUGUGACACAUAUUUAACACAUGAUUCGCCGUCGGUAAGAAAGACUCACUGUAGUGGGCGUAAACACAAAGAAAAUGUUAAAGAUUAUUAUCAGAAAUGGAUGGAGGAGCAAGCACAGAACCUUAUAGACAAAACAACUGCUGCUUUUCAGCAGGGCAAAAUUCCACCCACACCGUUUCCGGGUGCUGGCCCUCCUGGUCCAUCACUUCUUCCUCAUCCCACGAUUGGUGGACCACCUAGACCAGGCAUGUUACCAGCUCCUCCAAUGGGUGGGCCUCCAAUGAUGCCUAUGAUGGGCCCCCCUCCACAUGGCAUGAUGCCUGGUGGUCCUGGUCCUGGUAUGCGCCCCCCUAUGGGUGCUCCAAUGCAAAUGAUGCCAGCCCCCCACAUGAUGCGACCUCCUGCUCGGCCAAUGAUGAUGGCCAUAAGACCUGGCAUGGUACGGCCAGAUCGGUAGGAAGAACUGUAGUGUCGCGAUUGCCCUCCUUUCCCCAAAAAUCGUCAAAAUUAGGAAGAUUUUUAUAGUUUGGUUUAUCACACUUGGUCUCAUUUUACUGGACUUUUUUUCCUUUCCUUUUUAACCUGGAUGUCCAGAAUUUCCCUGUUGCCAUGCAAACUGGUUAUGAUUUACUUACAAGGAUUGCAGACAUGUGAGUGGGUAACAUCUACGUUAUGGUUGUAUGUACAAUUUUUUUACAAUAAAUUUACAAACCAUCAGAA